UCCCAUCAAGCCACAUGAUUCAGUGGGCUGGGCCUGCCCCUCCCCCGCCCCUCUGGGAGUGGAUGUUCAGGCGCCAUCUUGUCCUGCUGGGGAAGUGGGGAUGGAGCCUUUGCUACCUCAGGAGCAGGGCUGUUCCCCCUUUUCUGCUGCAGCUGGGCCUGGGGACAAGGACAGCCCCAGCCCUUGCCCAGAGCUUCUAGACGAGAGCCAGAGUGACCUAGUCAUCCUCCACUUCAAUGAUGUGUAUGAGGUGGAGUCCAGGAAGGAGGAGCCGGUAGGCGGUGCGGCCAGAUUUGCUACAGCUAUAAAAAAAUUCAGUUCCCUGAAUCCACUUAUAAUAUUUAGUGGAGAUUGCUUAAAUCCAUCAGCUUUAAGUUCUAUAACAAAAGGAAAACAUAUGAUUCCUAUAUUAAACGAAGUAGGAGUACACUUUGCAGUCUUUGGAAACCAUGAAUUUGAUUUUGGUGUUGAUGUUCUGGAAGAUUAUAUACAACAAAUGAAAUUUCCAUGGUUCCUCAGCAACGUAUAUGACAAAUUUACCUCUAACCCACUAGGCCAUGGCACAAUAAAAAAAGUAAUUAAAUGGAAUAAUAUGAAAAUUGGUUUAAUGGGAUUAGUUGAAGAAGACUGGCUGGAUACUUUGGCUACCAUUGACAAAUCAAACCUCAACUACAUAGAUUAUGUCAAAACAGCUUAUCAAAUAUCAGCAGACCUUAAAGCAGAGGGAGCAGAAUUUAUAAUUGCUAUGACACACAUGAAAUGGAUUAAUGACAUCAGACUUGCAGAGAACAGCCAAGGAAUAGAUCUGAUUCUGGGGGGCCAUGACCAUGAUUAUGGAAUAAAAAAGAUAAAUGGAACUUGGAUUGUCAAAAGUGGAUCAGAUUUCAGGAAUUUCUCAAAAAUAAAUAUAAGAAAGUUCAGGGCAUCAUUUCAGUAUACAUUUCAGAGAAUUGACAUCUUGAGGAAUCUAGAAGAAGAUUCUUUUAUCAAAUCAGUGGUGGAUGAUUAUUCUCAAAACCUGCAGCCUCUUUUAGAGGAAGUUCUUUGUCCAAUCGACACAGAAUUAGAUGGCCGUGUUUCUACUGUAAGAAGAGCAGAGAGCAACCUUGGAAACCUGAUAACUAAUGCAAUGCUAGAAGCUACUCAUGCUGAUGUAGCAUUACUUAAUUCAGGUACACUUCGUUCAAACUAUAUUCAUCCUCCAGGAGAUUUUACAAUGCAUGAUCUUUUAACUAUCCUUCCCAUUGUGGACCCAAUUCUAGUAGUCAAAAUUACAGGAGGACAAUUGUUGGAAGCCCUUGAAAAUGGAGUCUACAGGUAUCCAGCUCUCGAUGGAAGGUUUCCUCAAGUAGCAGGAAUGGAAUUUGGAUUUGAUCCAAAUGCAGAACCAGGGCAUCGUAUUAUAAGAGACUCUGUAAAGAUUCAAGGACAAUAUCUCAAGAAAAGCAAAGUCUAUCGACUUGCCAUUAAGGAGUAUUUAGCUAAUGGAAAGGAUGGCUAUGUAAUGUUUCAGAAUUGUCCUAGAAUGUUUGAUACAGAAACUGCACAGACACUUUCAACAGUCGUUGUUAAUCACUUUGAAUCUAUCAAGAUUGUUCAUGGCAUCAAGAAGUGCAUCUCAGGACACCGAAUGAGUUUAAUUACCAAGUCCAAAUCAGCAUCAUUAACAGCCUUUGAAACAAGAACGGAUAAAAGCACAUCAGUAGUUGCAGUGCCUGGCAUAGAAGGAAGAAUCUGUCACAUUUCCAAGGAAAUGAAGGAACACUUGCGACAACUAAGAAUAGCAAAGAAAGAAGGGCUAAACACAUUUCCCCCACUUAGCAAAGACUGUGAGAAUUCUAACUCUGACUGAAAGUGAUAUCACCAUUAAAACAGUACCUAAAACUAUAUUAUCUGCUACUUCAGUUGUUAUGUGUUUUCUGCAUAUUUAUUAGAAUCAGUUAGCUCUUUCUUUCUAUUGUAUUCAAAAAUUCCAUAAAUUUUAGUGUUUGUUCAUUUGAAAUAAUUUUAAAUAGUUCUUGUAUUCAUCAAAUAUCUCUCUCAGAAAAAUGUAAUGCAACCAUUUUCUUGUAUUUAAAAUAAUAGUUCAUUCUGGAAAUAACUUUGCCUUUGUUAAACGGAUGUUUUUCAUAAUAUUGCCAUUUCACACAUAGCUAUACUUUUAACUAUAAUGUGCCUACUGAUAGCUUAUAGUGCAUCUAUAGAAAAUAUGCAGUAUUAAAUCUGAGAGGCAUUUGUCUACUGGCAUGAGCCUAAUUAAUGCAUUCACAGAGAAAAUGCUUCCAGUAUAUCAGAGUAAAACCAAGACUAUAGUAAUGAUCAAAGAAUCAUAAUAGACUCUGCUUGGCUAACUGUUAUAUGGCCAGUAAAAUGCCACAAAACGGGAAAGUGUCAUGUCAAAUAUUUAUUUUUCUCUGUUUGAUCAUCACUUAAAAACCAAUAGAAAAGUACCAGUGUAUCCUCCUUAAUGUACUGAGGUUUGUAUUGUCUGAUAUUUUACUGUGAUUAUGCAUGCUACCUCUGUAAAGCCUAUGAAACAAAUAAAAAGUUAUAGCAAGAGGUGAUAAACAUAUUGUGAUGUUUC
Pelodiscus sinensis (Chinese soft-shelled turtle) is the source of this 2584-nucleotide messenger RNA. RefSeq lists its product as uncharacterized. Gene Ontology annotation, biological process: nucleotide catabolic process. The record is from RefSeq and is a predicted model, not a curated record. Gene Ontology annotation, molecular function: hydrolase activity. NCBI's taxonomy places the organism in Eukaryota, Metazoa, Chordata, Testudines, Trionychidae.